Messenger RNA from Paramecium primaurelia, 175 nucleotides. The record is from the annotation of a GenBank genome assembly. NCBI's taxonomy places the organism in Eukaryota, Ciliophora, Oligohymenophorea, Peniculida, Parameciidae.
AUGGAACAUUUUAAGUAAAUAAUUUUAUUAUUCAUAUAGUGAUGUAGCAACAGUCGAUCUAUUUAUAUUUAAUUAACCUUAUAAUAAUUAAAUUAAGAGAUUUUAAACAUUUUCAGAAUUAAAUAUAAAAAAUAACACAACCAUAAUUGCUAAAAUCAGAUGGCAAGGAGCAUGA